AUGUGGGAGUUCCGGUCCAUGAAUUUUUGGCGGGCGGUCUUCGCAGAGUUCUUCGGGACCAUGUUCUUUGUAUUUUUCGGCAUGGGUGCUGCCCUGCGCUGGACCACUGGGCCUCAUCAUGUCCUCCAUGUGGCCCUGUGCUUUGGCCUGGCAGCCGCCACUCUCAUCCAGUCCAUCGGCCACAUCAGCGGCGGCCACAUUAACCCUGCCGUUACCUUUGCCUACCUUGUUGGCUCACAGAUGUCUCUUUUCCGCGCCAUUUUCUACAUGGCUGCCCAGUGCCUGGGUGCUGUAGCUGGAGCUGCUGUGCUGUACGGCGUCACCCCUGGCAACAUGAGGGGCAACAUGGCCAUGAACACGCUGCAGCCGGGCAUCAGUCUGGGUAUGGGUACCACUGUGGAGGUCUUCCUCACCAUGCAGCUUGUGGUGUGCAUCUUUGCCGUGACUGAUGAGAGGAGAAACGGACGCCUGGGAUCUGCUGCCCUAUCCAUCGGCUUCUCCGUCACCAUUGGACAUCUCAUGGGGAUGUACUACACCGGUGCUGGAAUGAACCCUGCCAGGUCCUUCGCCCCUGCUGUGCUCUUCAGGAACUUCAUCAACCACUGGGUGUACUGGGUCGGGCCUAUGAUAGGAGGUGCAAUGGGCGCCCUCCUGUACGAUUUCAUGCUGUUCCCACGCAUGAGAGGUCUGUCCGAGCGUCUGGCCACACUGAAGGGCAGCCGGCCCCCAGAGAGCGAGACCCAGCAGGACACCCGUGGGGAGCCCAUCGAGCUCAAGACGCAAGCCCUAUAA
This is a messenger RNA of Centropristis striata (black sea bass), 792 nucleotides long. It is a transcript of the gene mipb, whose product is annotated as major intrinsic protein of lens fiber b. Gene Ontology annotation, biological process: transmembrane transport. Gene Ontology annotation, cellular component: plasma membrane. The record is from RefSeq and is a predicted model, not a curated record. The transcript has 4 exons. Gene Ontology annotation, molecular function: water channel activity. Lineage: Eukaryota; Metazoa; Chordata; Actinopteri; Perciformes; Serranidae. Bases 1 to 792 code for a protein of 263 amino acids.